UUCAUCUUCAGAAGUUUCAGUUUCAAAUUCCGGAAACGGAAGGGAAAAAAAAACUCUCUUACUCUCUCCGCCUCCGAAUCUCUAUCCGAUGGCGGCGACGUUAACCAGAGACCAGUACGUGUACAUGGCGAAGCUCGCCGAGCAGGCGGAGCGGUACGAGGAGAUGGUGCAGUACAUGGAGCUGCUGGUCGCCGGCGCAACCCCUGCUGGGGAGCUGACAGUGGAGGAGCGGAACCUCCUUUCCGUCGCCUACAAGAACGUGAUCGGAUCUCUUCGCGCGGCUUGGCGGAUCGUGUCGUCGAUCGAGCAGAAGGAAGAGAGCAGGAAAAACGAGGAGCACGUGUCGCUCGUCAAGGAUUACAGAUCUAAGGUGGAGGCAGAGCUUUCCUCCGUCUGCUCCGGCAUCCUCAGGCUCCUCGAUUCGAAUCUCAUCCCUUCCGCCGCCGCGAGUGAGUCGAAGGUGUUUUACCUGAAGAUGAAAGGGGACUACCAUCGCUACAUGGCCGAGUUUAAGGUCGGGGAUGAGAGGAAAGCAGCUGCUGAAGAUACGAUGCUCGCGUACAAAGCAGCUCAGGACGUUGCACUUUCUGAUCUGGCACCUACUCAUCCAAUAAGGCUGGGACUGGCUCUCAACUUCUCUGUGUUUUACUAUGAGAUUCUGAAUUCUUCUGAGAAAGCUUGUAGCAUGGCCAAACAGGCUUUCGAAGAAGCAAUUGCUGAGUUAGACACUCUGGGAGAAGAGUCCUACAAGGACAGCACUCUCAUCAUGCAAUUGCUGAGGGACAAUCUAACUCUGUGGACCUCCGAUAUGCAGGAACAGAUGGAUGAGGCCUAAGAAUCUGUGUGUUGCCCCUCCAGAUAAGUGGGAGCUCAAACGCUGAAACCCUUUUGCUCUUAAACUGUGGAAAGCUUGUUUCUGGGAUAUGUGCACAGUAUGGUAUUCUGCUUUGUAUCUUCUCUGUUAAAAUUCUGCUCUCUUUGUUUUUUUUUUAUCACUCUUUAUCUUUAUAAGCUUAAGGGUUUUUUUUUUUAAUCUGACCCCAAAUCAAAGCUCUUCUUUAUCGCUA
Molecule: messenger RNA, 1067 nt
Organism: Tarenaya hassleriana
Lineage: Eukaryota; Viridiplantae; Streptophyta; Magnoliopsida; Brassicales; Cleomaceae
Product: 14-3-3-like protein GF14 kappa
Exons: 4
Coding region: 89-835 (248 amino acids)
Biological process (GO): signal transduction
Cellular component (GO): cytoplasm
Source: RefSeq, a predicted model, not a curated record